AUGACUUGGUCCAUCGAGCUCUCUCAAUAUGACAUACGGUACGAGCCCCGACAAGCCAUCAAGGCACAGGCCAUGGCAGAUUUUUUGGUUGAAGUAACAAGAGACCCAGGCGAAGACAUGGGUACACGGUGGAAGCUCCAUGUGGACGGAGCCUCCAACCAGACCUUCGGAGGAGCCGGGAUCAUCCUAGAAAGUCCAAGCGGGGUCGUAUACGAGCAGUCGGUCAGAUUCGAGUUUCCCAUCUCGAACAACCAAGCAGAAUACGAAGCCCUCAUAGGAGGCUUGACCCUAGCAACAGAGGUCGGUGCAAAAAGGCUGGAAGUAUGCAGCGAUUCCCAAGUCAUCACUUCCCAGGUAAACGGCAGCUAUCAAGCCAAGGACCCCUUGUUGCAGAAGUACUUGGAAAAGGUCAAAAGCUUGAGCCAAAAGUUUGACGAGGUCACGGUCCAGCAUGUACCCAGAGAAAGGAACGCACGAGCAGACCUCCUAUCAAAAUUAGCCAGCACUAAGCCAGGGGAGGGAAACCGGUCUCUCAUCCAAGGCAUGACAAGGGAACCUGCAAUUGCACUACACAUAACAACCCUAAGUUCUUCAUGGCUAGACCCCAUCACCAACUACUUAGAACACGGCCAAGUCCCUGGUGACGAAAAGGAUGCGGUGAAAUUAAGGAGGGAAGCGGCCAAAUACGCCGUCAUCCAAGGACAGCUAUUCAGAAAAGGGCUCAGCCAGCCCCUACUGAAGUGCCUACACCCCGACCAAACGGACUACGUCCUUAGGGAAGUCCACGAGGGCUGCUGUGGGCACCACAUCGGAGGAAAAGCCCUAGCAAGGAAGUUGAUCCGAGCUGGGUACUACUGGCCGUCGAUGAUGGCGGAUUCCAAAGAGUUUGUCAAAAAGUGCAUAAAGUGCCAACAGAAUGCCAACUUUGCCAAGGCACCGGCAAACGAGUUGAGCUUGCUGACGACUUCCCGGCCAUUCGCUCAGUGGGGAAUCGACCUCUUGGGGCCUUUCCCUGUCGGCCCUAGGCAGGUGAUAACACGGUUCGGGAUACCAGAGGUCGUCAUCUCGGACAACGGCACACAAUUUGCUGACAAAAAGUUCACAGAAUUUCUCAACGGCCUAGGUAUAAGGCAAAGGUUCUCUUCGGUAGAACACCCUCGGACGAACGGACAAGUGGAGUCCGCCAACAAGGUUAUCCUUUCAGGGCUAAAGAAGAGGUUGGACAACAAAAAGGGCGCUUGGGCCGACGAGCUGGCAUCGGUCCUCUGGUCUUACCGAACAACCGAGCAAUCCUCCACCAAGGAAACCCCAUUCCGACUGACGUACGGGGUGGAUGCAGUAAUACCCGUGGAAAUCGGCGAACCAAGCCCGCGAUUGCUCUUGAAAGGAGUAGAGGAAACUGUAGAAAAGGACCUGAUAGAAGAAGCCCGAGAAAUGGCCCACUUGACAGAAAUGGCGCUAAAACAAAGAGUGGCGCUCCGUUACAACACCAAAGUGCUCAAGAGGGAAUUCGGACCAAACGACCUUGUCCUGAGGCGAAAUGAUAUCGGCCUGCCGACCCCAGGAGAAGGCAAGCUAGCGGCCAACUGGGAGGGCCCAUAUAGAAUCAAGAAAGUGAUGGGAAAAGGGGCCUUUAAGUUAGAAAGGCUCGAUGGCAAGGAGGUCCCGAGAACAUGGAACGCGGACAACCUUAGAAGAUUCUACUCGUAG
Messenger RNA from Arachis stenosperma, 1710 nucleotides. RefSeq lists its product as uncharacterized. NCBI's taxonomy places the organism in Eukaryota, Viridiplantae, Streptophyta, Magnoliopsida, Fabales, Fabaceae. The transcript has 2 exons. Gene Ontology annotation, biological process: DNA integration. The coding region runs from base 1 to 1710 and encodes 569 amino acids. Gene Ontology annotation, molecular function: RNA-DNA hybrid ribonuclease activity; nucleic acid binding. The record is from RefSeq and is a predicted model, not a curated record.